AUGAGAUAAAAAUCAGGUUUAUUUGACCUCCAAGAUAAAUUAUUUAAUUUUUUACAAUUAUUUAAAAGCUUGAUUUUAACAUCACAAAUAAUCAAUAAAGUUAAAAAACAAAUCUAAAAUAAAAAAUUGUCUAUUUUUCUUAUUGAAAAACAAACAAACAAAUUAAUUAAUUAAUUAAAAAUCUUUACUUUUCAUUAUUUAAAAAAGAUAUUUGGUAAAAACAUAAGAAAUAAAAUGACAGAAAACAUAGAAUUAUUUUAUAAAGUAGAAGAGUUUGUAAGCUUGCCUCUAUAAUUAUAUACUGAUGUAGGAAUCAAAUUAAAAGGUUAUGAUCUUGAGGCUUAAGAUUUACUCGAAUUAGGAAAGGCUUUAGCAAGUUGCUCCAAUCUUUAAACUCUUUUACUCCAAGUCAAUUUUACUUAAAUUGGCGAUCAAGGCAUAUAAUUUUUAGAUUAUGGUUUAUCGAGUUGCACAAACCUAUCUAAUUUGACCAUGAUUCUCAACAAUAACUUAGUUGGUAAUUAAGGUGCCUAUUCUAUUUCUUCUGGUUUAAAAAAAUGCCUUAAUAUCUAAAAUUUGAUGCUCAAUAUCGGAAGCAAUUAAAUUGGAGAUUAAGGCAUAUAAUAUAUAGGUUCAGCAAUAGAAGCAUUACCAAACCUUUCCUAACUUGAGCUUUAAUCUGAUUUAAAUUUGAUUCGUAAGAAAGGGGUUGUAGAUUUGGGUACUUGUUUAUCAAAUUCUAUCAAUCUCAAUAGUUUGAAGCUCUCCCUUAUCGAUAAUAAAAUUUUACUUAGUGAUCCAUCAAGUUUAGGUUUUAGCUUUUUAAAAUGUCCAUAUCUGUAGACAUUAGAACUGAAAUUUUAGGUCGAAUCUGAAAAUUAUGUUAUAGGCAACCAAAUUGAUUUAUUAGAUUAAGAUGAUGCUUUUAUAAACUGUCCCAAUCUCUUAAAUUUAGAAUUCAAAUUUAUGUAAAAUGAAUAUUUUGUUUUAUUAGAACUUUAUAAUUUAUAGUUUUUUAAUUAAUUGAUUUUUAUCUCACAUUAAGCAUAUUUUAAAACUAUUUUUUUAUUUUUCUAAUGA
Tetrahymena thermophila SB210 is the source of this 1080-nucleotide messenger RNA. RefSeq lists its product as hypothetical. Gene Ontology annotation, biological process: nucleocytoplasmic transport; activation of GTPase activity. Gene Ontology annotation, cellular component: cytosol; nucleus; perinuclear region of cytoplasm. The transcript is spliced from 9 exons. The record is from RefSeq and is a predicted model, not a curated record. Gene Ontology annotation, molecular function: small GTPase binding; GTPase activator activity. NCBI's taxonomy places the organism in Eukaryota, Ciliophora, Oligohymenophorea, Hymenostomatida, Tetrahymenidae.